This is a messenger RNA of Verruconis gallopava, 833 nucleotides long. RefSeq lists its product as uncharacterized. Lineage: Eukaryota; Fungi; Ascomycota; Dothideomycetes; Venturiales; Sympoventuriaceae. Bases 80 to 550 code for a protein of 156 amino acids. The record is from RefSeq and is a predicted model, not a curated record. The transcript is spliced from 2 exons.
AAUACAUCGACUUCCCUCCGCUGUCGCACGCCUUCGGUGACAACGGACGCACAUCUACAUAAGCAGUCCUCUGCCCGCCAUGCUCAGCGCAAAGUGGGCGCUUCCCUUCCUAUUAGCGCUGUUGUCCCUGCUGUCACAAAGCCUCGCAGCGUCCCCCACGUCGUUUUGCAAAUGCACCUGUUUCGGUAAUUCAACCAUAAUCGCUCUCUCCGGGACGUCGUCCAAAGACAGCUCCGCGUCCAAGUCCGAGCCCAAGUCGCAUCCGGGCACGUGUAACGACUGCAACCGCAAGUUCUGCCUCGAUUACAAUCUCCCCAUCUGCAAGACGGCCAAGGAAGAAGACGUGGUCACGACGUGUUUCCAAAGAGACUCUGCCAAGGACGAGGCUGUGGUGUUCAUCUUCAUCUUCGCAACGACGGGACUGCUCGUCUACGCGGCGAUUCGACCCUGGGUAGAAACUUGGGCGGAGAGAGUCAGGGAAAGGAGGAUGUACAUGCCCGUCAGCGGAGUCGGAGUGAGCGAACAUCACGCUGGUGCCGACGAAUCAUGAGUUGAAGAUACCCAUUGUCCAUGACACACGACCUGGAUAGGCUAAUGGAGCAUGCAACGGGACCUGGACAUGGCGUUUUUGUUUAUUAUUGAAGGGCGUUUUCAUCUAUAUGUACAAUUUUUUGGUACAAGGCCACUUCCAACCGGAGUAGACAUAUGGUUUGAUGUAUGCAAAGACGCCGCCGAAUGCUCUUCUAGGUGGAGGAGGACGGAAAAACAAGCAUAGAAAUAAUGAACAAGCGAGCCACCAUGCCAAACAGCAUCCACAAACAAGGACAUAUGGC